Penicillium diatomitis is the source of this 765-nucleotide messenger RNA. Its product is annotated as Mpv17/PMP22 family protein. NCBI's taxonomy places the organism in Eukaryota, Fungi, Ascomycota, Eurotiomycetes, Eurotiales, Aspergillaceae. Gene Ontology annotation, cellular component: cytoplasm; membrane. The record is from RefSeq and is a predicted model, not a curated record. Bases 1 to 765 code for a protein of 254 amino acids. The transcript has 6 exons.
AUGAUCACCGCAACAAAACGCAAAGUCCUAGACGGACUGAACAGGCGUUAUAUUUAUGGUCGCGUGCCACUCCUACAUACAUUAAUCUUCAUCAUCGAGAUGGCGGUUGCUGCGCGCAUUGCCAGCAAAUUCAACUCGUACUAUGCCGAAAAGCCGGUGCUCACAACGAUGGUCACCAACGCCGUGUUGGGAGGCGUCGCUGAUACAGUUGCACAAUUGAUCACAGCCGUCCAAACUCGGAGAGCACAGGGCACUCCCGAGAACCGCGACUUCAUCUCCAUCGAGUUUCAGGACCUGGACAAAGGCAGACACCCAGCGCUCGGUGAACUUGGCGCCACGAUACACUCUCCGGCGCCGUUUGACUUUGAGCGUGUCACUCGAUUCAUGGCGUACGGCUUCUUCAUGGCCCCGAUCCAAUUCCAGUGGUUCGGCUUCCUGUCUCGCGCCUUCCCCCUCACCAAGAUGAACCCUAGUAUUCCGGUGUUGAAGCGUGUUGCUUUUGACCAGUUAAUAUUCGCCCCUUUCGGUUUGGGAUGUUUUUUCACCUUUAUGACCGUUGCCGAAGGCGGAGGCAGGAGAGCACUGACCCAGAAAUUCCGAGACGUAUAUUUGCCGACGUUGAAGGCCAACUUUGUUCUCUGGCCCGCAGUGCAGAUUCUCAACUUUCGGGUCAUCCCCAUUCAAUUCCAGAUUCCUUUCGUCUCUUCAGUUGGUAUCGCGUGGACCGCAUACCUUUCCUUGACGAACUCCGCCGAGGAGGCUUGA